Durio zibethinus is the source of this 1389-nucleotide messenger RNA. RefSeq names its product large ribosomal subunit protein uL10-like. NCBI's taxonomy places the organism in Eukaryota, Viridiplantae, Streptophyta, Magnoliopsida, Malvales, Malvaceae. Gene Ontology annotation, molecular function: structural constituent of ribosome; large ribosomal subunit rRNA binding. The record is from RefSeq and is a predicted model, not a curated record. Gene Ontology annotation, biological process: ribosomal large subunit assembly; ribosome biogenesis; cytoplasmic translation. Gene Ontology annotation, cellular component: cytosolic large ribosomal subunit.
CAAAGAUAACCCCAAAACCCUAAUUCACCUUUCUUUUGUCCUCCAGCGAUAUAAACAAACUGUAACCCUAGUCUCCGUUUUCACCAGCAUCCAAAGCCCUCAAGGUUUUUUCUCUCUCAAUCACUUGCAAAUAGAAGCAGAGGUUAAAGAGACGGCGCCACCUCGCUGUCCGCCUUGACGGAGCAUCGGGCAUCGUCUUGGCCCUCGAUUUUGCCCUCUGUACAACUUUGUAUCUUUAAUCCUAACUCUUUCCCGAAAUGGCAGUGAAACCCUCCAAGGCCGACAAGAAAAUCGCGUACGACGCUAAGCUAUGCCAGCUCUUAGACGAGUACACCCAGAUCUUAAUCGUCGCAGCCGACAACGUGGGUUCGAACCAGCUCCAGAACAUUCGCAAAGGUCUGCGAGGUGACUCAGUUGUUCUCAUGGGUAAAAAUACUAUGAUGAAAAGGUCGAUUAGGAUGCAUGCAGAGAAGACUGGCAACCAGGCUUUCCUUAAUCUUAUCCCUUUGCUUCAGGGAAAUGUGGGUUUAAUCUUUACAAAGGGUGACUUGAAGGAAGUAAGUGAGGAAGUUGCCAAGUACAAGGUUGGAGCUCCUGCACGUGUUGGUCUUAUUGCGCCCAUUGAUGUGGUUGUUCCACCCGGCAACACUGGGCUUGAUCCUUCACAGACCUCUUUUUUCCAGGUGCUCAAUAUUCCAACCAAGAUUAAUAAGGGUACUGUUGAAAUUAUCACUCCUGUGGAGCUUAUCAAGAAGGGUGAUAAGGUUGGGUCAUCUGAGGCUGCACUUCUUGCCAAGCUUGGAAUUAGGCCCUUCUCAUAUGGUCUUAUUGUCCUGUCUGUUUAUGACAAUGGCUCAGUCUUUAGCCCUGAGGUGCUGGAUCUUACCGAGGAUGACCUGAUUGAGAAAUUUGCAUCUGGUGUCUCCAUGGUUACCGCACUGUCUCUUGCCAUCUCAUAUCCAACCCUUGCUGCUCUACCACAUAUGUUCAUCAAUGCCUACAAGAAUAUCUUGUCUGUGGCAGUUGCAACAGAGUAUUCUUUUCCUCAGGCUGAUAAAGUGAAGGAGUACCUGGCGGAUCCAAGUAAGUUUGCAGUUGCUGCUGCUCCAAUUGCUGCUGAUGCUGGUGCUGCACCUGCUGCUGCUCCUGCUGAGGAGGAGAAGAAACCAGAACCUGAAGAAGAGUCUGACGACGAUAUGGGAUUCAGUCUCUUUGACUAAGUUUGUUUUUAUUACUAUGAAGAUUUUUGGGUUAUAAGGCUAUCAGUUAAAGUAGUAUGCUUGGAUUAUUUCUCAUGGUUUCUUUUUUUGUGUAUUUUGAUUGCAUUCAAGCUCGGAUAAUUCAUAAGUUUAUGAAGUGUUAGUUUAUUGCCUUUUAUAUAGUACUUUA